CAGCUGCUGAAACAAAAGCGGCCCAGGGUAGGAGAGGGUCUGUCGUCUCUAUGUUGCAGGUGGAAUAACGUUUCAGACCGGUGCAAGGAGCCCCGCGCGAGAAACACGAUGGAGGCAGCUGAUCGAGAGGUGUUGAUCAGGGAUGCUGAUCCGUUUGUAGCGCCUCCCAAUGGCGGCAUAAAUGAACUGCUGAAUGUGGACCAAGAAGAAAACGCACAGGAGCAGGAGUUUCUUGGCCCACAAGCAGAGUACAACGAGGAGGAGGAGGAGAGGAAGUACUACAGGAGGAAGAGGCUUGGAGUCAUCAAGAACGUCCUUGCAGCCAGUGUUGGAGCCAUGAUUCUGUACAGUGUGUACAUGGGUCUACUGCAGAUGCAGCUAAUACUCCAUUAUGAUAUGACCUACCGCGAAGUGAAGUACAGCAACCUUGGCCUGGAGGACAUCGAUCACAAGAUGCUGAUGGGCAUCAACGUCACGCCCAUCAUAGGUCUGCUGUACACCCCCGUACUUAUCAGGUUUCUAGGUACAAAGUGGAUGAUGUUCCUCGCUUCAGGGAUCUACGCACUCUUUGUGUCGACCAAUUACUGGGAGCGGUACUACACCUUGGUCCCAUCGGCCGUGGCUAUCGGCGUGGCCAUCGUGCCGCUCUGGGCCUCGUUGGGAAAUUACAUUACAAGGAUGGCGCAGCAGUACUACGAGUAUGUGAACUACAGAGAAGAGCAUGUGCAGGAGCAGAAGAAGCUCCCUAAGGGCGCAUGCCACAGCUACAUCAUCGUCUUCCAGUCCAUCUUCUUCAUCAUCUUCCAUCUGAGUUUUGUCUUCGCUGAGUUCCCGAUGCGCUUCGUCCUCAACGGCUACCUGCGAGAAAACGAACACAUCCUCAAAAAUGUCCAUAACUGCGGAGCAAACAUCAAAGGUGUGAUCCCCGGGUUCAACACCACCGUGCUCAGUAGGCUGCCUCGCUCCAUGCUGCUCAUCCAAGUGGAAAGCGUCCUCAUGGGCUUCGCCUUCCUCUCCAUGAUCAUCUUCCUGGUGCUGUGUGGCGCCGCCUACCGCCCCACCGAAGAGAUCGACCUCCGCAGCAUCGGCUGGGGAAACAUCUUCCAGCUGCCUUUCAAACACCUGAGGGACUACCGCCUGCGCCUGCUCUGCCCCUUCUUCAUCUACAGCGGCUUCGAGCAGAUGUUCGCCAUCACUGGAUUCUCCCUUUCCUAUGGCGUGUGCGCUCUGGGCCUGGAUAAGCUGUGGCUCCUCAUCCUCGUGUACGGCCUCUCCUGCUCCGUCUUCUCCUCCCUCUCCCUCUGCCUCCUCCGCCUCCCGCGCUGGGUGUGUCUGGUGGGGGGGGCCGUGGUGCACCUAGUGCUGCUGGUGGCUCUCCUGGCUUUCUCUCCAACCCCGAAGACGCCUUCAUAUCUGGGUCCUCUGCUGGCGAUCUCUGUGCUGUGGGGACUUGGCAGCGCCCUGAACAAGACGGGCGUCAGUACUCUGCUGGGCAUGCUGUACGGUGAGGAAAAAGAGCGUCUUGACUUUGUCUUCACCAUCUAUCACUGGUGGCAGGCCAUCGCCAUCUUCAUCGUCUACCUCUGGUCCAACAUGCCUAUGAGGGCUAAGCUCUCAAUCGUGUUGGCCACCUUGCUGCUGGCCUGCUUCUGUUACGGGGUGAUGGAGCGCCGGCUGGCCAGGAAGAUUCCUUUCAGACUGCCUCGCAUCCCUCGGCCCCGGCACAAGGUAACCAGUCACCGUCUGACAGCUGAAGAAUAAAGGUCAACCUUUAUUUGUCCCUUUAUAAUCAGUUGCAGCUUGCAGAUAAGGAGAAUAUAUUUUAGGGUAUUUAACUGAACAAAUUGAACAAAUUGAAAACAGGAAUUCAUUCUCCACUCCACAGCAAAACUAAUAUUGAUGUCCAUGUGAUGUAGAAAAGCAGCCAUUAUCUGUUCC
Notothenia coriiceps (black rockcod) is the source of this 1938-nucleotide messenger RNA. RefSeq names its product unc-93 homolog B1, TLR signaling regulator (gene unc93b1). The record is from RefSeq and is a predicted model, not a curated record. Bases 109 to 1761 code for a protein of 550 amino acids. Gene Ontology annotation, molecular function: Toll-like receptor binding. Gene Ontology annotation, biological process: toll-like receptor 7 signaling pathway; toll-like receptor signaling pathway; intracellular protein transport. Gene Ontology annotation, cellular component: lysosome; endosome. Lineage: Eukaryota; Metazoa; Chordata; Actinopteri; Perciformes; Nototheniidae. The transcript is spliced from 12 exons.